UAAUGAAUUCAAGAAGUACACAUCUCACUGAAUAUGCAAUUAAACAUAUAAUUGCAGAUGAAUUCACAUCUUGGCAAUCAAUCAAUCCAUCAAAAAUCUAAAUAACAAGACUAGCUGGAUUGACCAAUAUUACCUAUAAGGUUGAGACUCAAGAAGAAAUCUUACCCAAAACUAUUGUGUUUAGAGAGUAUAAUAACUUUUAAUAAUAGAUUUGGAAAUGCAGAAGGAUUUGUAGAUUCCAAAUAAGAAAGAAUAGUUUUUAAAACUAUUUCUGAUUUAGAGUUAGGACCUAAAUAAUUAUAAUGUGGUGAUAUAUGGAGAAUGGAAGAAUUCGUUACUAAUGGUGUGCAUCCAACAAAUGAAAAGAUGGGCUCAUCUUUAUUUCAAUUCAAAUCCAUGGGAGUCUUAUAAAAAUUUCAUUAAAUGGAAAUACCCAUUCCUAAUAAUGGUACUUCUUUAAUUCUUACCAAAACCUUAUCAAAGAAUAUGAAAAAUAAUGUAAUGAGGAAAAUUGAAAAAAGAGAAUUAUUUACAGAUGUUGAGCUCAAACAAUUAGAAAAUAUUGAAUAAUUCUUAAAUAAUGAUGAAGAAUUUAAAUAUUUAUAAGAGAUGAUUUAAAAAGAGAAUAAUGAAGAAGUAAUUAUAUUUAAUAAUAACUUGUAGUUAAAAUUUUGUCAUAAUGAUUUAAAUUAAUUAAAUAUAUUUAGUACCACAAAAAAAGACAAAGAAAUAGUCUUUAUUGAUUUUGAAUAUUGUUCUUACAAUUAUCCCUCAUAUGAUAUUGCCAAUUUUCUUAAUGAAUCAGCCAUCAACUAUUAAUAUGAAGAUGAACCAUAUUAUGUGUUAGUUGAUGAAAACUUUGAUACUGCUCCUAUUUAAGCUCACUUUUUAGCUUUAUGUUAUCUAAUUCAUUAGUUUUGUUAAGAAAAUGAGAUUAAUUAAAUUAUUAGUCUCAUCACAUAAAAAACAAAUAAAAAUAAAGAUGAAUUAAACACCUUUAUCAGUUUGAUUAAAUAGAUUUUAAUAUAAAGAAUGAAUGAAAAGUAGAUUAAUGAAUUUUUUUAAUCUGUAUCUUAUUUAAAGAGAAGAAUUAGAAGAUUGCAAAUGAUAUCCAAUUUAAAUUGGGUUUGGUGGAGUGUUUUACUUGCUCAUGAAAAGAAUUCAUUGAAUUUUGAAUAUAUUGAUUAUGGAUUUUUGAGAUUUAAAAUGUUUGAAAGACUAUUGGAAUUAGAAAAAGCAAGAUAAAUUGUUGAAUGA
Molecule: messenger RNA, 1257 nt
Organism: Paramecium pentaurelia
Lineage: Eukaryota; Ciliophora; Oligohymenophorea; Peniculida; Parameciidae
Source: the annotation of a GenBank genome assembly